AACGUAUUAAAACGUACAAUGCGGUACAUUGGAAUUUUACGUUUUCUCUAUUAUUAUCAGUAUCCACCUAGGUACAUUGAGCGUCUGCGUGAAUCCCUAUGCAAUACGACAAGGCGCAGUAUAUAUCUUAUGAACAUGCUGGUCGAUCACUGAGGUAUAUGUUCACCCUUGCUUACUCCCUAAGUUACACGCCUCGGUGUUUGAUAUGGUGGUCCCAUAACAUCACUGCCUGCCUACGUGACUCAGUAAGUUGAUACAAGUCCAAAUUCGACUGGUAAUCAAAACAUGCUGAAGCCCCUUAUGUUGGUUGCGGUACUGCUGGCCUCGGUACUCCUUUACCGCAAGCUAUGCUAUAAGCGAUUUGUACAAUACAACAGGUUCCCCCAGUUGCCAACUUCCCUCUUCUGGGGGCACCUCAAAGUCUACAAUGAGAUUACUAAACGCGGUAAACUAGACCGCGACCAUGACUACAUUUUUUCCGAAAUAUAUGAAAUGCUUGGGCGGCCGCCCUUGGUGCUGAUGGAUUACCGACCCAUCUGUCGCCCUGUAGUUUUUGUUACGUGCUAUGAAAUCGCAGAACAAAUAUCGAGGGCCACUAUACAGUUCCCAGCAAGCGUUCCGAAAGUCGACCUCAGAUACCUCGAGCACGUCAUAGGAAGGACCUCUAUCUUAUCAUCGCAGGGCGAUAUGUGGAAGUCAUUACGCAAAACGUACAAUCACGGCUUCUCUCUACAGCACCUCUUGACAUUCUUACCUACCAUGUUGGACAAAACAAUAAUAUUUACCAAGCAUCUCGAUAUGCUAUCAAGCUCCCAGGACAAGUUCUCCCUUGUGUCUCUUACUACAAACCUGACUUUCGAUAUCAUCGGCGCAGUUAUUAUGGAUGUUGAUCUGGAUGCUCAGCAUAUGGAUCCAUCACAACGAGGCGAGCUCAUCCGCUCAUUUACUGAGCUCUUAAGGGCAUACUGGGAUGACAAGAUCCAUUUACCAUGGUGGUUCAAACCUCUAACCACGCUGAAGCGUCGAAGGGCUGGCAAGCAGGUCGACAGAAUCCUAAAGGCCAUGAUCCGACGCAAACACGAAGAACAACAGACACGUCAAGAUAAGACUAGCCAGCGCUCGGAGAGUAUACUUUCUCUCAGUCUGCAAAACGCUAAAGCGCUCCCCCAAGAUCUUCUUGAUAUAACUUGUGACCAGCUCAAGACUUUUCUCUUGGGUGGCCAUGAUAGUCCCAGCGCCACGCUCGCCUGGGUUUUCUAUGAAUUAUCGCGUUGUCCGCGGGCCAUGGCAGCGGUACGUGCCGAACUCGACCACAUAUUCGGUCCCCAGACAGAUCCGGAGACGAUACGUGCCCAGCUCGUUCCGCCGCUCGGCCCAGAGCUUGUGGGCCAAAUGACAUAUAUCAUUGCCGUAAUCAAGGAGACCUUGCGACUCCACACGCCGGCUUCCACUGCGAGGUAUUCGACAACGGGGAAUUUUUACACAAUACGCACCCCAACAGGCGAAGAAUUGGGCCUUGACGAUGUAAUAGUAUACAAUUGUAAUUCGAUUAUCCACCGCGACCCCAGGGUCUACGGUGACACGGCCGAACAUUUCAAACCCGAGCGGUGGUUAGGCGGGUCACAUCAGCAAUCAGAAAAGGGCCUGGAUUCAGGUACAGCUGAAUUUCCCUAUGCCGCAUGGAGGCCAUUUGAACGGGGGCCUCGUAGUUGUAUCGGGCAGGAAUUUGCGAGCAUUGAAAUCCGCGUGAUUAUCGCUGUCAUUGCUCGCCGUUAUGAGUUCACCAAGGUGGGUCUUGGUGAGCUUGCCCUGAGUGAGGAUGGCCGGCCGAUCCUCGAUCAAGAUGGACGAUAUAGAGUCAAGUCACAGGUUUAUGAUAUACGACAGAUUACGGCCAGGCCGGUAGACGACAUGAUGGUGAAAGUCAAGAGGUUGGAUAGUACUUAAACAGAAAAAAUAUCAGUAUCACAUAUUAUGACCAUGCGGAUUUCAUGAAAUGAGUGAACGGGAAUCCUGGCAUGAAUGAAUUGGAAUAUUACCUAGGUAGUUUAGUU
Hypoxylon trugodes is the source of this 2054-nucleotide messenger RNA. Its product is annotated as cytochrome P450. The transcript has 4 exons. The coding region runs from base 286 to 1947 and encodes 553 amino acids. Gene Ontology annotation, molecular function: heme binding; oxidoreductase activity, acting on paired donors, with incorporation or reduction of molecular oxygen; iron ion binding. The record is from RefSeq and is a predicted model, not a curated record. NCBI's taxonomy places the organism in Eukaryota, Fungi, Ascomycota, Sordariomycetes, Xylariales, Hypoxylaceae.